Molecule: messenger RNA, 2667 nt
Organism: Nannizzia gypsea CBS 118893
Lineage: Eukaryota; Fungi; Ascomycota; Eurotiomycetes; Onygenales; Arthrodermataceae
Exons: 2
Coding region: 1-2667 (888 amino acids)
Source: RefSeq, a predicted model, not a curated record
AUGCAAUUCUUCCACAAAAACAAAUCGCAGCCGACACUCUUGAAUUCCGUGGAGUCGGCUCCGCACAGCAACAGCGACCACAGCAUCAGCAGUCAGAACCAUCACUCUCAUCACAGCCGAGAAGGCAGCCAGCAGCAACUGCAACAACAGCUCUACCAGCAGCAGCAGCAGCAGACUUUCCAGCCAGCCGCCGGAUCCCACGAGCUGCCCAGUGGCACGUAUCAACUUGGCCAGCACAGCAACGCUGCCAGUUAUACCCAUCCUGCUCAUGCGGGAAGUCGUUCUGAGAACUUCUCUCUCCCGCUCCAGGUUUCGUCCAAUCCUGCAGCGGUUCCCUAUUCUUCACAACCACUACCGCCGCCGCCACCACCAGCAGGCAGGCCGACCUUGAACCUCGUCCCGUCAGCGGGACAUCAGCCUGAUCACAGCAUCGACACUCUCUCUGCCGCACCAUCGCUCCCUUCCGCUCCUCACAGCACUGAAGCUUCCCCGCUCACCGAGACGCAGCCGCGCAAAUCCCGCCGAAGCUUCUUUAGUCUACACUCAAAGGAUAAGGAUAAGGAUAAGAGCUCGUCCCAAAACCCCGCCAAGCCUGGUCGAAACGUCUCUGUGAGGAAGAAAAUUAGUAACCCGAUCCCUCACCCGAAGCCGUACCAAGUCGGCCCGCUCCCGCUUUCCGACCCUGCCCCUGAUCCAGAGGAGAUCGAUAUCACGGAGAAGAAGCUCCCACAGCUCCCUAAUAACUCGUCUCAACCCAGCCUGCCUCAAUCGAUCUACCCCGCUAGAGGUGCCAGUCGGUCAUCGUCUCACCUUGAUAUCCAGCCCUUUGAGCCUCCGCAGAUCCAGCGUGUCAGCACUGAACCUCUUGGUCAGCAGGACGAAUACUACAAGGGUCGGCCACAACAAUACAACCAGUAUCAGGUAACCCGACCUGCUUCCCAACACCAGCAACAGCUACAGCCACAGCAGAACCCCCAAUUCCAAAUAGACCAGCCUCAGGCGCAGCCAGCCGCAACAUCAAUAGCUGGACAUCGGCCAAACCAGUCUUCAGACCAGGUAUCAAUCCCCCCAAGAUACUCACCAAAACCAGACCCAUACCAUCCCCCGAGGCCACCAUCCCAACAGUCUCUUGGGCCUCCAUCCCCUCUUCAUCCCUACUACCAACCGCCGGAUUCUAACUAUCAAAAACCUCAAUUCCGACAGUCCCUCCAACCUGUUGCUGGCCCUAUACCUUCACAGAGCGGAAUGGCCUUGGAACGACCUACAGGUCUCAGGCAGCCCAUUGACACAUCCCAGCAGCCGCCGCAGCCGUCACAGCCGCAGCAGCAGCAGGCUUCGGGACAACAACAGCAGUUUCCUCCAAGCAUGCCUCAAGGGCAAAGUUUCAAGGGAAGUUCUUCACAGCCAACACCUGCCGGUGAUCGUGAACAAGAGACUCCUCCACCUGGAAAGGCAAAGGACGAUACGUCAGAGCUUGAUGUAAAUGGCUGGAUCCAGAAAUAUGAGGAACUACAGCUUAAAUAUAAUCGAGUGAAAAGGUACUACUUCGACAAGGAAGCUCAAGUGCAGCAACUACAAAACACAGUUGCCCACCAGCGCAUGUCUGCUUCUAGGACUGUGUUGGAUGAUAACGAAUAUGCCACUCGCUUGGGCCGUCUGGAUGGUGCUAUUAACAAUCUUUCCUUCAACAUCCGUAAGGACUGGAAGAAUAUACCGCCGUGGCUUCAAGGUGUUGUUAACGAAGAUGCCCAUACAGUGGGAACAAAGGAGAUGACAGCCGUUGGCCGAGCCUGUCUCACACGCUGGAUCGUAGACGAAUUAUUCGACCGUUAUUUCCACCCGGGCCUGGAGCCUAAUCUCAGCCGUCAGUUGAAACAGAUUGAGCGAAACGUUCGGCGGAUGGGCAAGUUUGUCACCGAGGAAGAACAGGAGAAUCAUCUGUCCAAGGUAUCUUCCUGGCGCCGCACCACUCUUGAUGGACUCGGCGAUAUUUUCCAGAGCAAACUUGCCGACGACCAUCGGGCCGUUUUGACUCGUAAUCUUGUGGAGAAGCUCACGGCUAGCCUAGAGAUGAACCUGAAAACUCCUCCUCCGCCUGGGCUGGAGAAUGGUGUGGCAAUGAUUGUUGAGCUUGCCGUCGGUAUCAGCGCAAAUAUACCCCUGGAAUCAAGAGAUAUCUCUAUUGAAUAUUUCCUUCCUGGUGCUACAAUCACGGAAUCUCACAUGAAAAUCGAGACCACCCUACCACCUCUUUCCAAUCCGGGCAUAGAGCCACGACUGGGCUCAGAACCUUCCUCCGCAGCAACUGACAGGGUAGACCAGUCAUCUAUCAAGGGCAUUGAGGCAGCAAUCUCCUCCUCUGAGGUGGCAAGUGGAGAUGACAAAGACUCAAACUUCCCCAUCCAGCCUCAACCAGCCAGCCAGGGCCGCAAGAAAUCAGUCUUUGGCUCGUUGAUAAGCAAAAAACCACAUUCAGGGCCUGGGAACUCCGUAGACCCUAUGCGGCCGCCAUCUGGCCAUUUCCGAGAACGUGAAGAAGCUGUCGAAGCUUCUCGCGAGAAGGAGAAUGAAAACCGCAUCCGUUUCGCUGCUUUUGCCGCCGUCGAGGUCCGAGGCAAGGGAACCGGCAAUGUCAUUGUCAAAGCUCCUGUUUACCCAUUCUCAUGA